This is a messenger RNA of Megalobrama amblycephala (Wuchang bream), 1181 nucleotides long. Its product is annotated as UMP-CMP kinase 2, mitochondrial-like. The annotation marks the transcript as partial. The record is from RefSeq and is a predicted model, not a curated record. Gene Ontology annotation, molecular function: dTMP kinase activity. The transcript is spliced from 3 exons. Lineage: Eukaryota; Metazoa; Chordata; Actinopteri; Cypriniformes; Xenocyprididae. Gene Ontology annotation, biological process: dUDP biosynthetic process; dTDP biosynthetic process; dTTP biosynthetic process. Gene Ontology annotation, cellular component: cytoplasm; mitochondrion.
UUUCAUCCAGGUAAAACUACUCUCACAGAAGCCCAGCAGGAGUCUCUGAAUGCCACUCUGCUGAAAUCUCCUCCCCAGUGCCUGGCUCCUUUCAGACAGCGCUUUGACUCAGAACCACCCCUCAUCCGCAGGGCCUUUUACGCUCUGGGGAACUACAUCACUGCAGCCCACAUUGGAAAAGAAUCCUUAAGGGCUCCUGUCAUAGUGGACAGGUAUUGGCACAGCACAGCAGCAUAUGCCAUUGCCACAGCGGUCGGUGGGAGGGUUGAAAACCUCCCUAGGCCGGGCUCAGAGCUCUACCAGUGGCCAGAAGACCUGCUCUAACCAAACCUGGUGCUGCUUCUUACUGUCAAUCCAGAAGAAAGACUGAGAAGACUCAGGGACAGGGGACAGGACAAGACCAUUGAGGAGGCUGAGCUAGAGAUCAAUCAGUUCUUCCGACUUAAAGUGGAGGAAGCUUACAAGAGAAUCCAGAAUCCCGCCUGCAUCAUCGUGGAUGCAAGCUCCUCUCCACAAGAAGUGCUGCAACAAGUGCAGCAUUUAAUUAGGAACAAAUGUCACUUGUAAACAACCGGCUCCCAACCCAAUGAUGAAGAAGCCCUGCAAUUCCUCCGCAAACCACUAGAUGGUAGUGUAGUGUUACGAUUGACAACAGUCAACUGAACGCACUGUAAGAGCCCCAGUCAGCUGAGCCUGUUGAUUGAAAAGGAGGCUGGUGGCUAGCUGCCAGCAUAUAUUUCAGGGCUCGUAUCUGGACAUGUCACAACAUAUUCCCCUUCCCACAGAGCUUUAGUGAUGACACGAGAGGGAAAGUUAUUGCGGGUGCUGUAGCUGGAUGUCAGCUCUCAUACGCAGGGUCACAGCGUCCACUUUCCUCACUCUGACUUAUUCCCAGUGAAACACAGGAACUCAGCUAAAGAGGUUUGAGAAUUCAUCAAUCACUUCAAUUAGAUUUAAACACAAGAACUCAUUGUUGGUCAGCUCGGCAUUCACUCCUAUAGGAGAUGGAAUCAAGGGACCUUAUGGAGGUAUUAAAAGCAAUAGAUCUGAUCCAGGCAAUUUAAACUUGCUUGGAUUUGUUGCUGUUGCUUUUGGACGCAGACUCUGAUCAUUAAUUAAGAGUGAUAUGCUAGGGCUAAAAUGUACAUGUAUAUAACUCAGAGUCCUUAAAGUCUGUUUAU